Messenger RNA from Argentina anserina (silverweed cinquefoil), 449 nucleotides. RefSeq names its product outer envelope membrane protein 7-like. Bases 62 to 271 code for a protein of 69 amino acids. Gene Ontology annotation, cellular component: chloroplast outer membrane. The record is from RefSeq and is a predicted model, not a curated record. The transcript has a single exon. Lineage: Eukaryota; Viridiplantae; Streptophyta; Magnoliopsida; Rosales; Rosaceae.
GAGAAAUUUGAAACUCUGAGUCAAAAGUUUAACUUGCUUUCAAAGGAAGACGACGACGGCGAUGGCAAAAGGUUCUGCUUCCAAGCAAGCGGUGGUGGUGUUCGGAGCCUUGGCUGUUGGGUGGUUGGCCAUCGAGCUCGCCUUCAAGCCCUGGCUCGACAAGGCCCGAUCCGCCAUGGACAAGUCCGACCCGGCCCGGGACCCUGAUGACGUCGUCGAGGCGGAGGAGACCGCCGCCAAGACCGAAGACACCCCUAAGGAUGAUGCUUGAAGUAGUUAGACUAGUAGUACCAAACUACCAACUGUGGGGUUUCGAUUCUUAGUUGUGUUAUUAAUCAUCAGAUUACUCUUGAAUUGAAACUUUGUCAUGUCUAUUUUUAUGGAAUUCUGGCUUUUAUUUAAGCUCGAAUUAUGCUUUCAUGUAUGAGAAUUUCUGGAGUUGAGUUCUA